Messenger RNA from Vespula pensylvanica (western yellowjacket), 3625 nucleotides. RefSeq names its product toll-like receptor 13. Gene Ontology annotation, molecular function: protein binding. NCBI's taxonomy places the organism in Eukaryota, Metazoa, Arthropoda, Insecta, Hymenoptera, Vespidae. The record is from RefSeq and is a predicted model, not a curated record. Bases 243 to 1622 code for a protein of 459 amino acids. The transcript is spliced from 2 exons.
CCAUUUAAAAAGAUACAAAGUUAAUCUUUGUAUAUCUUUUAUCCGUUCUCUUUAUUAUUUUAUCUUAUAUUAUUGUAGUAAACAAAGUUUUUUCAUAUCUUUAAAAAGCAUGGAGAUAAUCAAGGCGAUAAAAGUUAUUAUCCCACCUUAUAUUAGUCAUUAUUGUAGUAUCUUACCUUUGAUUCACUAUCAGAUGUUGAUAUUGUGUCGCUACAAGAAGUUGAAAAGAAAUUGUAUUCAUAAUGUGGCAUUCAAGUAUGUUUAUUAUCCAUGUGGUUGUUAUUAGCAUGGGAUUCAUUCAGGGUAUGUUUGCUACGACGAUAUCGUUUCAGUCGGAGAAAUUCGAAGAAGAUCUCAGUUUCAAUUUUGAAGAACCGAUGGACAAGUGCGACAAUCCGAAACAUGAAAUUGUAAAACUUGCUAAUAUGGGGAUACGAGUAGUGAGAGACAACUUCGUCGAAAGCGUUAACGUGCGAUCUAUCAAUCUCGAGAACAACGAUAUCGUUGAUAUCUCACCGGAUGCCUUCAAAGGUGUUCCAAAUUUAUCCUGUCUCAAUUUUCGACAGAAUAAGCGAUCGAAUAUAUUGAAUAACUUUAUAAAAUAUUUUAACCAUUCUUCGCUAACAAAAUUAAAUUUGGCUGAAACUAUAUCUUCGUCUUUCGUCUCCGACAAAUCACAGAAAGACUAUUCACACGGAGAUAAUAGGAAUACACCAUCUAAAAUUGUCCUUCCUUAUGUUACGCAUUUGGAUAUUAGCAAAAAUAAUUUAAUAUUUUUACCGAAUUAUGUCAAAUCUUUAUUUCCUCAUUUGACGCACCUUUACUUAUCGGAUAAUAAAUUGAACUUAUAUUCGCAACUUACUGUACCUGCGACAAUACAGGUUUUAUAUCUUGAAAGAAAUAGCAGGAGUAUUUCAUGGUCGUUUUUACCACAAAAUAUAUCCGCCUUAUUUCUUAAUGAAAAUAAUAUACGAUAUGAUUUUUACUAUGAAAAUCCUAAUCUUAAAGUAUUGUCUGUUCGUAAAGUCAUAGAUAUUGAAUACUUGAUUUCUAAUCUCGAUCGGUAUAAAAAUCUCGUUGAUUUGGAUAUAUCAUCAAACAACAUAAAUUUUAUUAGUGAACGGAGUUUUAGUAAAUUGAAAUCUUUACAACGUUUUUCUUUAGAUCAAAAUUCUCUUUCUUCCGUAUCUUUCUUGAUUCAUUUGUCUUCUCUCACAGAUUUGUCUAUAUCGUAUAAUAAUUUAACCAAUAUCACGUCGGAUAUUUUCUCGAAUAUUACAAAUUUGAAGAAACUAAAUUUGCGUGGAAAUCGUAUCACUAUAAUUUCGAAGAGUGCUUUCAUGAUCUUGAAAAAGUUAGAAAAACUUGAUUUGGCGGAAAAUAACUUGACUACUCUUCCUGUUACAUGGAUGAAUAGCUUGAUAGGACUGCGCUAUCUUAAUUUAAAAUCGAAUUUCUUUACUAGCAUCGACAGCAUGUCAAUAUAUGCUUACUCAAAUCUAAAUCACUUAUUUGUGCAGAACAACAGUUUUAUACAGAUUGAAAUAAACAGUUUAGAGAAAUUACCCUCAACUGUUGUUGUUCAUGUGUUAUCGAUUAAUAAUUUUACGUGUACAACAUAAAUGCGAUUUACUAUUUUGAAAAUUAUUAAUUACUAGAAAUCACAUAAUGUAUGUAUUUUUGUGAACAUUUAUAAUAUUGUAUGCUUCAUGAAAUAUUAUCUAUUACGAAUAAUUUGUAUUCUCAUGAUUAAUCAUAUAAAUAUUAAUUUAAUUAUUAAUUUGAUGAUUCAAUAAAAGUAAUGUGAAAGGAUUCAAAUUAUUCGUAAUAUGAUUAGGAAAAAAAUGAAAUAGAAUUGAUUGUUUUGAAAGUAUGUUUAAACACCUAUACAAAUUGUUAACAUUUCAUCGAUAUAUUAGCUAUCAAGUACAUGAUAACACAAUAGCUUUUUUUAGUUUCUCCGUUCGAUGCAAGUUCACUUCUUGUUCAAAUCGUGAAACGCGAACGAACGAACACUCUUCGUGAUUUUUUGGUUUUUAUUUUAGCCAUACAAACACUCGAUUUCCUUAUUGCUUUAUGCGCGAUUAAAGUUAAAAUGACAACGAUUAUUAGAAUUUAUCACGAUUGAAGUUUCCAUUUGAAAGCAGUUUAUUUUAACGUUGUAGAAACAUCUGUGUAACGUUUGAUCAACAGUACAUUUCUAUGAAACAAUUAAUGAAACGUAAGAUCGGAAUUAAUUUAUUUCAAUGUUGUAUUAACGUCUGUGUGACAUUUUUACAAACCUUUAUCGUCGUCGAGCUCAAUAUUAUUAUGUACAUAUACAGUAUAUGCGUGUGCAAGCAACUGAGAAAGUAUUUGUUUGCUUACUUUAACAUUGAAAGCACGAAUUUUUCCAUUAAAUUAGAUAUAUUAUUAGAUACAAUUUACAUAAAUCAAUAAUAUUCACAAAUUUAAUCAAUCUAUUCCAUGUGUUUGUGUGUAUGUGUGCAGAACUUGUGUGAUAACACACGAGAGAACUUUUUUGUACGCAUACUUUGUGAUCGAAUAUACGAAUUUUUCCAAAAAAUGAUAUUGGUUAAUGUUUUUUAGAAUUUAUAUAAGUUAGCCGAAGGAUCUGUGUACAUUCAACAAUCUUCGUAUGGUGAAAUCUAGAUCGGUAUUACUUGUCGUCCAUUGAAAUCUAAUCGAAAGUGAUGAAACGCAAGUACUAUUGGGCGAAUGGAUGUAUGAUGAAUUGUAUUUCAAUAAUAUAUUUUUUUUAAUUGUAUUGAAAUAUCUACAUACAUUAUACAUUAGUAAUUAUUCUUCAGCAUAUAGAUACAUAGACCAGAUAAAAAUAUAUAAAAUAAUUUAAUCGAAUUAAUUUUCUAUUUUACUAAUAUAGAUAUAAUCUCUUUCAGUUUUCCAAGAAGAAACUAGGAGAACUAUGUACGCUAGAAAUAAUAUUUAAAACGUAACCGUACUGCUCGCAGAUGCAAUUGCUCCGUUUGUUGUUAAAUAUAUAUAACGAGGGUCUCCAUAAGGGGAAAAAAAUAGCGUUAUUAAUAUAGAUAACAGUUUUAUAAUUCCUCCACCAGUUACCACAACUGACAUGCAACAAAACACAAAGUAGUCGUAUGAUAUAACGUUUAUGUAUAUGUUAUACUGUUUAAAGAUUUAGGAAGUACCUACAAAAAUGUAUAUAAAUAAUUGAAGGACGAUCAAGAGAUCAUUUUUGUUGCAUUACGUUUUUCUAUUGGUUUCUAUUAAUGUGUUACGUAGUUCUCGUUUGUAUAAGCAUUUUUCCAGACGUGUCCAAAUCUGUUGUUGCUUCGUUAAUUCCGAUCCGUCAAGAUCAUGCUAAACGAAUUUUUACCAAUAAUUAAAGUAGACUUAAUAAACAAUAACUUAAUUCAUAUGAACGCUGAAGUAUUGCGAAAUUUAUCGAGAAAUGCGACCAUAUACUUGAUUCCACGAUCAAAGAAUACUAAAUUAUCUAAUAAGAAUUUAUAGAUUAUUAAAAUAUUAAUUAAUUUUAUUUCCCUAAGUUCAUAUGUAUACCUAUUUAUGUCUUUUGAGUAUAGGAUAUAGUCCGAUUGUAUUACGAAAUGAAAUAAAUAAAAUGAUAAGGUAUCGUUCAUACGAA